This is a messenger RNA of Sebastes umbrosus (honeycomb rockfish), 4325 nucleotides long. It is a transcript of the gene xkr6b, whose product is annotated as XK, Kell blood group complex subunit-related family, member 6b. Gene Ontology annotation, cellular component: plasma membrane. Gene Ontology annotation, biological process: phosphatidylserine exposure on apoptotic cell surface; apoptotic process involved in development; engulfment of apoptotic cell. Bases 464 to 2224 code for a protein of 586 amino acids. The record is from RefSeq and is a predicted model, not a curated record. NCBI's taxonomy places the organism in Eukaryota, Metazoa, Chordata, Actinopteri, Perciformes, Sebastidae. The transcript is spliced from 3 exons.
UGGAGGGACGGUCUUGCUCAUGGCAUUUCAGCUUGCAGCUGGAGGAGAGAGCUGCAGAGAGAGAGGGGGAAACAACAUGCGCAGCUUGGAGAUGAGAAUAACGCACAGGUAAAAAAAAAAAAAAAUGUGUCGACCACAGCUGGAUCCAUGAUGUGAACUUGAACUUGUAGAUUAUUUUUUUUUGCUAUACCAGGAGGGAAUAGUUCUGCAGUAGAAAGAGAGAGAGAGAGAGAGAGAGAGAGGAGGGUGAGGAAAGCCAGACAAAGAUGCGCUGCGUCCGUGGCGCAACUGGCGCGCAAUCCAUGGACCGAGUGCAGACACCUCGCUUUUAAGAUUAAAUGGCUCCAACUCCAACUCCACAUUUCGGGGUGCAAAACAGGUGUCAGGGAAGUGUCGUCACGAACCCCGGAAGCCAGAGAAGGAGGAGGUGGUGGUGGGAACAUCAAGAGAGGAGAGGGGAAAGAUGGCAGCGAAAUCCGAUGGUCGCGGGGUCGUCACCGGUUUCGCCCAGCUGCACAACCUGGACGAGGUGGUGGGGGGCGACGACGACAACCGGAACAGCAGCUCAUUCCACAUCUGCCACUGCUGCAACACCUCGUCGUGCUACUGGGGCUGCCGGAGCGCCUGCCUGCAUUACCUCCGUGGGAAGGGGAAAAGGAAGAAGAGGAGAGAUGAUGCUGAUGCUGCGUUGCCACGGCCACCACCGCAGCAGGAGGAGCGCCUCUGGCUGGACUGCCUGUGGAUCGUCCUGGCGUUGCUGGUCUUCUUCUGGGAUGUUGGGACCGAUCUGUGGCUGGCCGUCGACUACUACCACAGGCGGGAGUUCCUGUGGUCGGGCCUGACCCUGUUCUUCGUGCUGGUGCCCUCGGUGCUGGUGCAGAUCCUGAGCUUCAGGUGGUUCGUGCAGGAUUACACUGGAGGAGGACUGGGCUCCGUGGAGGGGCUGAGCAGCCGGAGAGCUACCACAGCCAGUCUGCAGAGAGACAGGUGCUGUCGUCUCUCCGUCUGGCUCUGGCAGACUCUCAUACACAUCUUUCAGCUGGGACAAGUGUGGAGGUACAUCCGCACCAUGUAUCUCGGUAUACAAAGUCACCGGCAGAAGGAGCACCACCGGCGUUUUUACUGGGCUAUGAUGUACGAGUAUGCCGAUGUCAACAUGCUGCGACUGCUAGAGACCUUCUUAGAAAGUGCCCCUCAGCUGGUGCUGCAGCUCUGCAUCAUGAUCCAGAGCAACAAGGCUGAGUGGCUGCAGUGUGUUUCUGCCAUGUCCUCCCUCCUGUCCCUGGCCUGGGUGCUAGCCUCUUACCACAAACUCCUGCGUGACUCACGUGACGACAAGAAGAGCAUGAGUUACCGAGGUGCCCUGGUGCAUCUCUUCUGGCGCCUUUUCACCAUCUCUUCACGGGUGCUCUCCCUCGCUCUAUUUGCCUCGGUUUUCCACAUCUACUUUGGCAUUUUCGUGGUGCUCCACUGGUGCGCCAUGGCUUUCUGGGUCAUCCAUGGCGGCACCGACUUCUGCAUGUCCAAGUGGGAGGAGGUGCUGUUCAACAUGGUUGUGGGCGUGGUCUAUGUCUUCUGUUGGUUCAAUGUACGUGCGGGCCGGACGCGGUGCAGAAUGGUGGCCUAUUACAUAGUAGUACUGUUGGAGAACGCCAUCCUCAGCCUCCUUUGGUAUGCGUACCGUGACCCAGUCACCACUGACGCCUAUGCCUCUUUUGCCCUCUGUGGCGUCUUCCUGUGCUUUGCCUCAGGUGUGGCCUGUAUGGUUCUCUAUUACGGUGUUCUGCACCCCAUGGGCCCCCGGCUGAGGGUGCUGGCCAGCUCCUGCUGUGCUGAGCUUCUGUGGGGCCUUCCAUUACCCCCCGAGGCCGAGCCCAUGGCUCCCACACCGGGCCCCCGUGGCUCUCAGGCCACCCCCACAAGGGGUGUGGCGGGGGAAUACGAGGAGUCGGACGAAACAGCCACGGACACCUGCCUUCCGGUUUUCCAGGUGAGGUCCACGGAGCCUGUGGAUGCAGCUGGCAGGCCCAUCCAGCCUGAGGGUCCUCUCAUCAAGAUAGACAUGCCCAGAAAACGCUACCCAGCCUGGGAUGCACACUUUGUGGAUCGGCGCCUGCGCAGGACCAUAAACGUGCUGCAGUACAUUAGCCCUAACGCGGUGGGCAUCAGGUAUAGGGACGGUCCGCUUCUUUAUGAACUCCUGCAGUACGAAUCCUCCCUCUGAAGGCUUCUUCUCCCACACCUACGAUGCACAUGCGUUUCCUUUCUUUCACUCUGCUCUUCCUCCUCUCCAGAUAUUAUCUCUCUCCAUCUGACACUCAACUAUCUCCUCUCUGAUCAUUCGAUUUUCCUGCAGGAGAUGUGUGUCGGCCAACCGAAAAUCUGUCUAAACACACAGUCAUUAUUUAUUUUUGGAAAAAAAACCUACAGUACAGAGAGAAAAUUAUGAACGUACAGUAUCUGACGUGAUAUAUACAGAAGUAUCAUAUAAAUCCCCCUACAUUGAUAGGGGAGGGUUCUGUAUGAGUGUGUAGAUAACAUAUGAAUGUUUCAUUAUGAAAUGUGUUUAAUGCAUUAUACUGUAUUGGUGAUUCAACCUGUGAAUACUUGUGAAGGGCAUAUUGUAUGUCCCAGUGACAUGGGACCGGCGCAAAGCCUGAUGGGAAUGAUGGAGGAGAGUCUCAGAGGGGGCAGGUCUUUGCACAUCCCGACAUUUACUGCCAUUCUUAAUGUAAAUUACUGAAAUGUACGAUAAUGUUUACUAAGUCCUUAGCCCGUGAGUUUAAAAAGCACUGAAAUGUCUAUCCUGAUCCUGUAAAUUACAGAAAGGACACAAUCAAAGAUGUGUCUGAGAGAAGCACUUCCAAACGGAUUUCCCCCUCUGUGAGCUUACGUGGCUCAAGUGCAUCCUGGCUGUACUAUUUUUGUUCAAAAUCCUAAAUCGUAAUCGCAUCAUGUAUGGAAGAAAAAAAGAAGCACACUGACCUUCAAUCAGUUCCACCCACACAUUCAAUUUUUACAGUGCAGACUGCCCUCCAGUGGAGGCAAGCUGUAACAGCACGCCUUACUUGGUCGUUUUUUGCCCGUAGUUGAGACAGCACAAAAUAAUAAGGUGAAAAAACACAAUGAAAGGAAUGUAGUUGAAAUGAGCACAACGUUUUCUAAAUUGGUGCGUAGAAAAUCGUAAUAAAAAACAUUCCAAAGACUUUUUUUAAAGAUUGUACGUGUCUAGUAAAGGGUAGAAGGGUACAAAUGUGUGUUAUCACACAUUUUUUGUUUGAAGUGCAAAGACAGCCUUCAAGGAAUCCUCCACCAUUCCCUCUUGAAUCCUAGAAAGUACUCCCCUUAUACAACCUCCCUGUUUUCUUUUCUUAUCAACAAAUGUUUUAGGUUGAUUAAUAUGGGUGCAAAGACUUGUAAUAAGUUCUUGAAAAAAAAAAUAUGACAAAUCUGAGAAGAUAUUUCUAUGCUAUUAUACUUCAGUGCGUAUUUGUGUCCACAUUUAUAGUCAUUGACAUAACUAUAUUUUGCCGGAACACACACUUUUUUACAUAACGAAAAAUGUUGUUCAGUGCAGUGUUAAAAGGUAUACUCCUCAACGUCAGUGUGCCCUCAGAGAGGUUAUACUCUUAUAUGGGUGGACAGGGCAACUGUUCUGUUGAAACAAAGCCAAAUCACAUCUUGCAGUACUGUCUUUCCAAUUUAUCUGCCCCCUUGAACCAGUAGAAUGAGUCCUUGCAAAACGUGUGCCAUCUAUAGGCCUGCUGUGCAGCGAUUAUACACUGAUAUUCAUCUCUCAGCUGAACCUGCGGGAGCUCUCCAACUACGGAUGCCCACGGGACGACCGACCGUAUUCACUCAUGAUAAAAAAAUGAAAUGAAAUCUAAAAAAUCAUGCCUUCUAAGUCAAAGGAGCUUGACGAGAAAUUCAAGAGAGGGCUACGGAACAAUUCAUGAGAAAAAAAAAUUAAUGCAUUUCAUACUCCAAUUUUAUCUAUUUACUCAAUGAUUCAUCCGAAUAUAUAAUGUGUGUUUUUUACAUUGCAGUGUUUGGCAUGACUUUAGUAUGAGGCAUUAGUACAAAAUGCACCCAACAAGGGAAGCCCAAGAGCCCUGCACACAACAGAGAUUCCUUUCUCCUGGCUCACUGGCUUUCUGCUUAGCUGUGGCCACCCGUGCCUGCUAACAUCGUACUGUAAAAAGCGGAUGCCAUGUGAGCCCAGGUCAAAGGUGAGAGGGGGUUUUUGCCAGGGUUGGAAAAGAACAUGAGGACAGAUCGUGAUAAAGGGCCUGACUGGAUUAUCCUUGUAUGCUUGUGUGAGAAAG